AUGGCUAACCUCAAAGCAUCCAUACUGUGUUCUCUAUUCGCCUGGUUCCUUCUCCCUUGUGACUCAGCAGCAGAGCCAGCGUCAUCUUCUUGUAAUGCGGACGCGCGUCCUUAUUCUGCGUGGAUGGCUGAUAGUGUCAUCUCUCGUGGACAAGCCAUCCUGCCUCCAGGAACAACACCGGAAGCGUCAAUCUUUCUCCAAGUGGGUAUUUUUCAGAAUGCUAUUCUUCGAUUGAAGGAAUAUUAUGGUACCCCCGAAGAGGCGUGUGCACAUGGAGAUUGGGACGACUACCUGGUAGAAAGUACACAGAGUGUCACUUCCUGGCUUCUAAAUUCCACUCGGGACACUCAAUAUCCUCUCGAUCGAUUCUCGGAUGGAAAUGCCUUGUUAUACCUAUAUGAGACCACACAAAAUGAAACAUACAAGGCAGUGCUUGAUGCAUUGCGUCAGUCUAUUGAUCUGCAGCCUAGAAAUAAGUACGGCGGCUACUGGUACUACAAGUAUCCAAACUGGAGCUAUCUGGAUGGGAUGUAUUCCCUCAUCCCUUUCUACUCUACCUACACGGCCCGUUUUGCGUCGGCUAAUCGCACUGCCGUAGCCAAGGAUCUCGUUUACCAACUCGACCUCCUCUGGUCUCAUUGCCGGCAGAACAGCACAGGGCUGUUGGUCCAUGGAUACGAUGCAUCGGAAACAGCUGUAUGGGCAAACUUAGUCACGGGCGCAAGUCCAAUUGUCUGGAUCCGCUCUUUGGGGUGGUAUAUGAUGGCUUUGGUAGACAUUCUGGAGCUCUCUCACGCACAAGCUGUUCUCAGUCAGGACCAGUGGGAUCACAUCCACCAGCGAUUUAUGGCUCUUUCCAACGCAGUCAUGGCAGCCGUAGAUCCGGACACUGGUUGCUGGUGGCAAGUCAUGACGGACCCGAGAAGAGAGGGUAAUUACAUCGAGUCUAGUGGAUCGGCUAUGUUCACGUAUGCGCUCUACAAAGGCGCACGACUCGGCUACUUGAAAGACCUCCCUGAUAAAAAUCCGCGGCCCACAACUCUCGCAAGUAACUGCUAUCGCCAUCUAGUCCAGAAUUUUGUGGUAGACAACAAGAACGGGACAUUGGGUUACAGCGGAACGGUGUCAGUUUGUAGUCUAAAUUCGACCGCCACUUAUGAGUAUUAUGUUCACCAGCCUCUCCUCUACAACAGCGUGCAUGGCUCCGCCUCAUUUGUUCUUGCAAGCCUGGAGCAUGAAAUAUCUGUGAAUAUAUCUAAGCAUUGA
Molecule: messenger RNA, 1266 nt
Organism: Aspergillus tanneri
Lineage: Eukaryota; Fungi; Ascomycota; Eurotiomycetes; Eurotiales; Aspergillaceae
Exons: 4
Coding region: 1-1266 (421 amino acids)
Biological process (GO): carbohydrate metabolic process
Source: RefSeq, a predicted model, not a curated record